This is a messenger RNA of Phytophthora sojae, 897 nucleotides long. RefSeq lists its product as hypothetical. The coding region runs from base 1 to 897 and encodes 298 amino acids. NCBI's taxonomy places the organism in Eukaryota, Oomycota, Peronosporomycetes, Peronosporales, Peronosporaceae. Gene Ontology annotation, cellular component: peroxisome. The record is from RefSeq and is a predicted model, not a curated record. The transcript has 2 exons.
AUGCGCGUGGACGUGGACCGCAUCCUGAAGAGCCCCGAGGCCACGUACACGGCCAGCUACAACCAGCGCGACCUGCUGCUGUACGCCGUGGGCAUCGGCGAGUCGGCGCUGCAGUUCACGUACGAGUUCGACGAGCGCUUCUCGGCCUUCCCGCUCUACCCCGUGUGCCUGCCCUUCAAGGGCCAGUCGCAGGACGUGGUGCCCUUCCCGCCCGAGACCAUCUCGGCCGCGCCCGACGGCAUGCCCAGCUUCAACCCGGCCAUGAUCCUGCACGGCGAGCAGUCGGUGGAGAUCCUGCGGCCGCUGGACCCCGCGGGCGGCACCCUCACGGGCAAGACCAAGGUCAUCUCGUUCUACGACAAGGGCAAGGGCACGCUCAUGGAGACGCAGACGCAGUUCGAGGACGCCAACGGACCCGUAGCCAGGCUCGUCAGCGGCUCCUUCAUCCGCGGGCUCACGGGCUACGAGGGCAAGGGACGCAAGCUGCCGGCGCGCGUGCAGAUCCCCAAGCGCCAGCCCGACUUCUUCGACGAGUUCAAGACCUCGCCGCACCAGGCUCAAGUGUACCGGCUGUCGGGUGACUACAACUUGCUGCACAUUGACCCGGAGGUCGCCAAGAGCGUGGGCUUUAAGCAGCCGAUCCUGCACGGCCUCUGCUCCAUGGGCGUGGCCAGCCGCGCGCUGUACAAGCAGUUCUGCGGCGGCGACGCGGCGCGCUUCAAGUCCAUCCGCGUGCGCUUCUCGAGCCCGUGCUUCCCGGGCGAGACCAUCCAGACCCGCAUGUGGCAGGAGGGCAAUGGCAAGGUGCUGUUCCAGGCCGUGGUCAAGGAGCGCGGCGUCGUGAUCGUCGACGGCGGCGAGUUCGUGUACGCCCACGACGCGGCCUCGCGCCUGUAG